GCCACCUGCCUUCACUAGCGGGCAGCGCGGCCACACUGGAGGACGAAGCGUGGACCGAUCUGUGGUACUAAAUGCAUUCGCUGCUGGACCGCAAGAAGAAGGAGGCGAGUGCCGAGCUGGGGUUCGCCGAGGUCCAGGCGGGCGCGCUGCUGCUGCCGCGGGCGCCGAGGAUGUGGUCCGGGGUGGGUUGCCUCUGGGUCCUGCUCUCCUCUUGCCUGGUGGCCGUGUGGAGCUUCAGCAUCAUCUCGCCAGCCUGGAUCGUCCGGGUGCAGGGCAAGGACUCGGCCAGUUUCGGCUUGCUGUGGCACUGCUCCGAGGCCGUCUACAACUGCUACACCUUCGGCAGCCUCGGCAGCUUCGCCGACAUCCCCUCCGGCUCCUGGCAGACUAGCGCUGUCCUGUGCUCUGGUGGGUGUGUUCUGCUGGCUUCCAGUGCCCUGCUCGCCAUCGUGACAAUCUUCCUCCCCAGCGGUCAGUGUGAGAAGAGGAUUUGUACACUAGCCGGUUACAUGCAGACAACAGCAGUGUUCAUCAUGGCGUCUGGGCUUCUGGUUUAUCCGUUCGGGCUGAACUCCUCCAUCGUGCGGAAGUACUGCGGGGAUUCCAGCAUCUAUCACGCAGCGGAGUGUCAGAUCGGAUGGGGCUACAUGCUGGGGAUUGUUGGGGUCAUGCUCGCAGUCUUCCUGCCCUUCUUCUCCAAAUAUGCGCCGAAGGAAUCCCUUUCACCGACUCCAAUACCGGCGCUGUUAUAGUACUUGUUGCUGGAGGAGCCGCCGUUGUACAAUAUCCUGCUUUUACACCUUCAGAAACGAGCGGAAGAUAAUGGAGGCAUCCCAGAGAGCCAGGAAAACAGCUCAAACAAGGGCCCAUUUGCAUUGUGACCCAAGUGCAUUCAGUGAAACGUCUUCCUGAUUCCCACAAGAUGCACAGCGCGCGUCCGACACUAGCAAUUCACCUGAAAAGUUGCAAGGAAAUGAAUUACAAGGAAAGUAACGCCCUGUCAGUUACUGCUACGCCAACCUUGAACCAAUCAUCAUACCAACUCCAGCCCACUUGUAAUUCUCACCAGGGUCGGCGGUGGUUUUCACGACAAUGCUGAGCUGGGUUAUUUGCAGAUAAAGGUGGGUUAAAUUUGUUGAAGAAUUCCUGUUAUUGCCAGUCGACACGCACUCGGUGGUCCUAUGGGCCUCUUUCCAUAAUAACAGGAAUGGGCUCAGUGAAAAUAUCAGAGCAACAGAACCACGGCAUGGUGUUGUAUUAGUGACAAGAAGACUAUUGAGGCUCGUGUUGAAAAAGAACUGAACAACUUGGGAAAUGGGGCAACAAUUCUGUCCUUCCAACCAGGAUAUUUUGUCAGUCCGAAGCAUCUGAACAUCAAGACAACUGGUGGACGGAACUAUAUGUCUUCUUUCUGAGGUCUAAUUUGCAAAGUGUUUUUUUUUUAAUGCACUGGAACGCGAGAAUAGGCUGGAGAGAUCGCAGAUAUCUCCAGCUUCAGAGACAAGCUUAUCAGAUGACUGGAUGUCACUGCACGUUGUGUAGGAUCAGAAUCUCGGCGAUACACCUCACACUGAAAUCUCUUUGGUGGAUGGAGAUGAAAAUGAAAUUUGGUCCAACCAUUCCUUAUACAAAUGCUUCCGGUGAAGGUUAGACGAUCAGAUCUGUGGUGUGCAAGUUCUCAAGGGGGCUUGCAAUCUACUCAAAUCUUUUGAGCGCAUUUUCUACUCAUGCAGUUCAUUUGACAAAUGGUUUUAACACUCAAUACCGAAUGUUUAUCUUUUAAAUAAAGGGCCCCGCCAACCAUCUGUCUGGCCUUCGUGUCAGUGUGAAGACACACGUCAGAACUUGUAGUACAGCCAUAAUGAAUCAUUCAGAAUGAACAUUUAGAUAGACGCAAAUAUAUGGCCUGUUUCCUUUACCACUGUUACUUUCCUGCAUAUCUUUCAUUCAUUUGUUCUUCACCUCUCUACAUCACCGUCUAUAUCCCUCGUUUUCCUUUCCCCUGACUCUCAGCCUGAAGAAGGGUCUUGACCCGAAACGUCACCUAUUGAGUCUGAAGAAGGGUCUCGACCCGAAAUGUCACCUAUUCCUUUCCUCCAGAGAUGCUGCCUGCCCCGCUGAGUUACUCCAGCUUUUUGUGUCUAUCUUUGGUGUAAACCAACAUCUGCAGUUCCUUCCCACACAAAUAUAUACUCUGGGUGUAAUCUUCAUUACGUAUUACUGUGGUGCCCUCUAAGCAUGCAGCAAAAUUACUUCCUUAUUGACUUAAUAUUCCUUAUUAUUCAUACACUACACUGCAUUACUUUGCCACUUGCAGCAUCCAUUUCAUAAAACAUGCACAGUGAUUAUACCUUGCAAGCUCGGACCCAGGGACAUUAGUGGAAUUGAUGCCAUAUGGAAAUCAGCCAGGAAUAUUACAUAGAAUCCCACAUCUCUGACACUUUCUGUGAGUAUCCAGUUAACGUAUUAACUGAGUUCAUGUCACUUUAGACGUUUAGAGAUACAGCGAUGAAACAGGCCCAUAGUUCCACCGAGUGUGCGAUCACACCGUACACUAGCCCUAUCCUGCACACCAGAGGUCAUUUACAAUUUUCAGAAGCCAAUUAGCCUACAAACCCGUACGCCUUUGGAGUGUGGGGGGAAACCGGAGCACCCGGAGAAAACCCACGCACUCAGAGAGAGAACAGUACAGACAGCACCCGUAGUCAGGAUCGAACCCGGGUCCCUGGCGCUGUAUGGCAGCAACUCUACCGCUGCGCCACCGUGUGGCCCUAAUGUUAAGUUAUAUUUCUGUAAAAAAGGCAACUUCAUGUCUUACGUCUGGUUUUCGAUUUAUCAGAUUUAUAAUUUGAAUGAAGCUAAAUACUGAUUCUCACUUGAAAUAUUAAUUCUUAGAUGUGAUCUCACACCCUACAAGUUGGGGGGGAGUGAUUUACAGUGGGUCAAUUAACCUACAAUCCCGCACGUCUUUGGGACGUGGGAGGAAACCGGAGCACCCGGAGGAAACCCACGCGGUCACAGGGAGAACGUGCAAACUCCACACACGAACAAGAAACGAGGUCAGGAUCGAACCUGGGGUGGCACGGUGGCACAACGGUAGAGUUGCUGCCUCACAGCGCCAGAGACCCGGGUUCAAUGCUGGCUACGGGUGCUGUCAGUACGGAGUCUGUACGUUCUCCCCGUGACCGUGUAGGUUUCCCCCGGGUGCUCCGGUUUCAAGACCCACAGGUUAGCAGGUUAAUUGACUCUGGUAAAGAUUGUAAAUUGUCUCUAGUGUGCAGGAUGGUGCUAGUGUACGGGGUGAUCACUGGUCGGCACAGACUCGGUGGGCUCAAGAUGCUGCUUCCUCACUGUAUCUCUAAACUAAUCUAAACCUACAAACCCACACGUCUUUGGGAUUUGAGAGGGAACCAGAGCACCCGGAGGAAACCCACGUGGUCACAUGGAGAACGUGCAAAAACCACACACAGACAGCACCCGAGGUCAGGAUCGAACCUUAGUCUCUGACGUUGUGAGGGCGGCAACUCUACCAGCUACAUCACUGUGUGUCAGAAAAAAUUUAAAUAAUGUUUAGAAUCUGUUAAACAGCUGAUAAUACAUCCAAACAAAGAUACUUCCCUAAUCCCAUGUAACCCUUUCUUUCCCUCUCUCUCCAUCCCUCCCCCAUCCCAGUUCUCCGACCAGACUGCCUGUCCUCCUGAUUAAAUUUUAUCUUUGUCACUCUCCCCGAGCUAACAGUGAUCUUUUCUACUUUUCCUUGAGCUUUGUCUCCUUUGAUCUCUCAUUUUCACGCCUUACCCCUCCAUAUCUCCGCGUCUCCGUCUCCCCUGAAUCUCGGUCCUGAAGAAGGGUCUUGACCCACAAGGUCACCCAUUCCGUCUCUCCAGAGAUGCUGCCUGUCCCGCUGAGUUACCCCAGCAUUUUGUGUGUAUCCCUGGGAAGGACUGCACGUGCCAACAAACUUGUUGAAGACCGACCGCAUCAAUCAAUUUUUGACUGCAAAGCUUCAGAGACACCAACCACGCAUUGCAGGUUCCCGGCAUUAGGUGAACAAAUGUCACGCAUACAAACCUAACUGGUGAAUCCGCAAAGAAUGUGUGACUAAAACUCCAUUAGCAAAAUAUUGAAGUAGUGUGUCACCAAUAAUGAUCAACAACAUCCAUAAUGUCUUUCCUGGACCUUACAAAAUUCAAUGCCGCUUUGGAUCAAUAGAAAAGCAAAUUGAAUCUUAAUUGAUCAUUGUGAUUUUGAAAGUGGUGUCAAUAAGCCAACGCUGCCCUAUGAUUACUCAACGCGCCACAGUGCUGUGUCUAACGUGGAGAAAUUGUGACUUUAUUACUUUGUCGGAACAAAAUCGCUUCG
Molecule: messenger RNA, 4362 nt
Organism: Leucoraja erinaceus (little skate)
Lineage: Eukaryota; Metazoa; Chordata; Chondrichthyes; Rajiformes; Rajidae
Product: LHFPL tetraspan subfamily member 7 protein
Exons: 4
Coding region: 72-752 (226 amino acids)
Cellular component (GO): membrane
Source: RefSeq, a predicted model, not a curated record